AUGAAAAUUUAUGCAAAAUCCUAUGAUAUUAAAGUAUGGCGCGUCAUAAAAAAGGGGAACUAUCCACCGCCAGCAGCAGCUCAACCACCUGUUGAUCCUGAAGAUAUAGAUGAAUACACAGAUGAUCAAAUGGUUGUCGUUCAAGUUAAUGAUAAGGCACGAAACAUACUCUAUAAUGCCAUAAGUGGAGAAGAGUACGAGAAAAUUUCAAACUGUGAUACCACCAAAGAAAUGUGGGACAAACUGGAAGUUACUUAUGAAGGAACCAUCAAAGUGAAAGAAACUCGGAUAAACUUGUUGGUUCAUGAUUAUGAACUCUUCCAGAUGAAAGAAGGAGAAUCCAUUGAGGAAAUUUUUGCAAGAAGUAGCAAAAUCAUUGGCGAUCAGAAAGCCUUUAAUAAACCCUACUCAAGUGCUGAUCAAGUUCGAAAAAUCCUGAGAAGUUUGCCUACCACAUGGCAGACAAAAGGUUUUGCACUCGAAUAUCAAAAUCUAGACAAACUUUCAUAUGAUGAACUACGAGGAAAUCUUAUAGCAUUUGAAAAAAUCUAUCUCAAGAAAACACAUCAGAAAGAUAAUAAGAAAACAGUUGCUUUCAAAACUACAAUUGAAGAACUUGAAGAUGAUAUUGAUGACGAUCCAGAAGCUCUUGAAGAAGAAACUGCCAUGCUAUCAAGAAACAUGAAUGGAUUGAUGAGAAGAAAUAGAAAUACAAAAAAGGGAAGGAUGUCAUCCAGACGAACUAGGCAAUACAAUGAACAAGACAAAAAUGAUGGGAAAUGCUUUGAAUGUGGAAGAUAUGGCCAUGUUCAAGCUGAAUGUCCUGAGCUUAAAAGAAAAGUCUCCAGAGGGUUCAACAAAAAUAAAUCCUUCGGAAGCUGGAGUGAUGAAGACAGCUCGGAACUUGAGGAAAUAGCAAACAUGUACUUCAUGACUAUUUUAGAAAAUGAUAUGAACAAAUAUUCUGGUUGUUGGACUGAUGAAGACACAUCAGAUGAUGAAAGCAAAGAAGACACUAAAAACUGUUUCAUGACAUGA
Messenger RNA from Nicotiana tabacum (common tobacco), 1038 nucleotides. NCBI's taxonomy places the organism in Eukaryota, Viridiplantae, Streptophyta, Magnoliopsida, Solanales, Solanaceae. The record is from RefSeq and is a predicted model, not a curated record.